AUGUGGUGGUGCUGUUCUUCUUCCGCUAGUUCAGGACCGAUGGCUGCGAUACGUAAAAAAUUAGUGAUUGUGGGUGACGGAGCUUGCGGUAAAACAUGCCUGUUGAUCGUAUUUAGUAAAGAUCAGUUUCCGGAAGUGUAUGUGCCGACAGUAUUCGAAAACUACGUUGCCGAUAUUGAAGUAGACGGAAAGCAAGUAGAGCUCGCUUUAUGGGAUACAGCCGGCCAAGAGGAUUACGAUCGGCUGCGGCCACUCUCAUAUCCGGAUACUGAUGUGAUCCUGAUGUGCUUCUCGGUGGACUCGCCAGACUCGCUUGAGAACAUCCCUGAGAAGUGGACACCAGAAGUUAAGCAUUUCUGCCCCAAUGUGCCUAUCAUCCUGGUUGGCAAUAAGAAAGACCUGCGUAAUGACCCGGCCACAAUCAAUGAGCUGCGUAAGAUGAAGCAGGAGCCGGUCAAACCUCAGGAAGGUCGUGCGAUGGCUGAAAAGAUCAAUGCUUUCGCGUAUCUUGAGUGUUCCGCUAAGAGCAAGGAGGGUGUUCGCGAGGUGUUUGAAACAGCAACCCGUGCUGCAUUACAAGUCAAGAAGAAGAAGAAGACGAGGUGUUCUCUGCUGUAA
Molecule: messenger RNA, 618 nt
Organism: Pieris macdunnoughi
Lineage: Eukaryota; Metazoa; Arthropoda; Insecta; Lepidoptera; Pieridae
Source: the annotation of a GenBank genome assembly